This is a messenger RNA of Colletotrichum acutatum, 1605 nucleotides long. Its product is annotated as heterokaryon incompatibility protein-domain-containing protein. The record is from RefSeq and is a predicted model, not a curated record. The transcript has 2 exons. NCBI's taxonomy places the organism in Eukaryota, Fungi, Ascomycota, Sordariomycetes, Glomerellales, Glomerellaceae. The coding region runs from base 1 to 1605 and encodes 534 amino acids.
AUGAAGCUCCUCAAUUGCUCGAGUCUACAGAUUGAGGAGUUCUCGGGGUUGUCCAUACCCGAGUCUUACGCCAUUCUUUCCCACCGAUGGGAAGCCGAUCAUGAAGAGGCUACUUAUCAAGAUUUUGGAAAACCGGACGUGAUAGCACGCAAGAAAGGAUGGGAAAAGAUUAAGUAUUUCUGUCGCCUCGCGUUGCAGCAAGGUUACAAAUAUGCCUGGGUUGAUACUUGUUGCAUUAACAAACAGGAUUUCACAGAGCUGACGGAAGCCAUCAAUUCCAUGUUCAAGUGGUAUGCGCGAUCUUCAUUCUGCUACGCGUACCUGUCGGAUGUGGGCGUUGACGGGGUGUCUCUUCAACAAUCCCAGUGGUUCACUCGUGGAUGGACUUUGCAGGAGCUCAUCGCGCCCUCGCGAGUUGAGUUUUUUGAUAAAGACUGGAACUACAUCGGAAGUCGAGCCGAUCUAUGCGACAUUAUCCAACGACGCACAAACAUUGACAAGAGCAUCCUCGUGGCAGGAAGCGGGAGAGUGGAAGGCCUUUUAACGACAAUACCCGUUGCGAGAAGAAUGUCUUGGGCAUCUGGGCGCACAACCAAAAGGGAAGAAGAUCUGGCGUACUGUCUGCUGGGAGUUUUUGGAGUCAAGAUGCCGCUUCUGUAUGGGGAGGGAAACAGAGCGUUCAUCCGACUUCAGGAAGAGAUCAUCAAGGAGACUAACGACUUGUCCAUCUUUGCCUGGUCUGCACCAGCAGAAUCUCCACUGGGCUUUUUCGGGAUUCUAGCUAUGUCUCCAUCGGCUUUCGAGACAGCGAAUGAUAUCGUACUCAGUAGCGACAUCAAGUACAACCCCGAGUACGCCAUCACAAAUAAAGGCUUGAAAAUCACAACCGAAACCAGUCUAAUGCCCGACGGCGCGCAUUUCCUAAGUCUCCGCUGCCACAGAUCCAGCGAUCCAGGCCGUCGUCACCUCGGAAUUCUUCUCAGAGAUCAAGGCGGAAACGUCUUCCUCCGCUGGAAGACCGGCCGGCUAUGGAGUUUGGAGCACAGCGCACCGGGCGUCAACCACACGAUGUUCAUCAGCAAAUUCCUUGAGCCAGACGUGGCGGAGACGCUCGUCGGGGACAUGAACUCCAUCUACCGCAACGCCUUCUGCUUCCCGCCCACGCCGCCAGGGGUGGAGUUUGUCAAGGCCCAUCCCGACGGCAUGUGGAGCUCGUCCCGGCGCAUGUUUAUCACACAAGGACUAGACACGUUUGACGGAUAUGUUCAGUACCGGACGUCUGGCGCGGCUGACCAGAACUUUAUCGUCGCGUGUGGUUUCACCGGAGGUGGUGCGAAUCCUUGGGUGUGUCUUGCAGCUAACAAAAACGAGACGAAACACAUUUUCCAAACUGCAAUGAGCGGCGAUAUGAUGAAGUUGCGCAUGUUUGGCAGCGAGCGUGGGGUUAUGAAGACGAGGAUUACGUUUGGUAUGAGUAGGCGGGUUGAGGAUAGACCGGUGGUGUUAAGCCUGGGGAUGGAGACGAGGAUGUUAGAAGGGCAGCCUGUGUUUUCCAUCUUCGUAGAUCAAAGAACUGAUUGGGGAGAUUUGUGCUCAGUAAUGUAA